AUGCGUUUCUGCUCUGGGCGAAAUGCUGCUAUUGCAGCUUCCUCUGCUAUUUUCCUUGUAUCCGUGCCUCUGUUUACAUGUAGUCAUCGCACCCCUCUCCCCUUCUCUCUCCCCUGCUCCUGGCAGCUCAGAUCGAAUCAUUCCACCAAUAAUAAUAAGACUAAUACUACUAAUACUAAUAUUAAUAUUAACAACAAGGGCAGUUACAUGACACACUGUGCCUCUGCUGCAGAGGCGGAUGGUUCAAAAGAUAUUGGCGACACGGCAUGGCGUGCAAAGCUCACACCGCAGGAAUAUCAUAUUCUCCGCGAGAAGGGCACAGACCCGCGCUUCAUGGCAUUAACAGAUCACUUUGAACCGGGUGAGUACCACUGCGCCGGCUGCGGAUCGCUGCUGUACACAUCAGCCAUGAAAUUUCACUGCGGCUGCGGCUGGCCGGCAUUCAGCGACUGCGUGCCGCUCGCCGUGCGGGAAGCCGCCGAUGCCGACGGACGCCGCACUGAAAUUCUCUGCAAUGCCUGCGGUGGACAUCUUGGACACAUCUUCCGUGGAGAAGGAUGGGGCCGCAGCGAGGCAGAUGAGCGGCAUUGUGUGAACAGCACCUCCCUGCGCUUUCACCGUGCAGAGUAG
Trypanosoma theileri is the source of this 630-nucleotide messenger RNA. Its product is annotated as putative methionine sulfoxide reductase. The coding region runs from base 1 to 630 and encodes 209 amino acids. The record is from RefSeq and is a predicted model, not a curated record. The transcript has a single exon. Gene Ontology annotation, biological process: protein repair; response to oxidative stress. Gene Ontology annotation, molecular function: peptide-methionine (R)-S-oxide reductase activity. Lineage: Eukaryota; Euglenozoa; Kinetoplastea; Trypanosomatida; Trypanosomatidae.